GAUAGUCAUCCUGCCAAAUAAUUGAGAAAUUCCUGAAAAAAUCCCACCCAAAAUGACUGCCGAAUUAGAAUGGAGGAGGACGUGGACACCGACAUUAACUUCCAAGCCAUGGAGGCGAAUCAAUUUCAGUGAUCACGAAUCUCUAUUCUUUGUGAAGUGUAACUUCCAAGACAACACGUACGAGAUAUGUCUGACAGACUUGAAGAAUGCUUGGUAUGAGUACGUGGAAGAGGAGGAUUUCAAGAAACGAGUUGAGGAUAAUUUUCAGCCAAGGACUGUGAAUAAAACCCACUCUUAUAUUGCCAUGUUUCUGUUUCACCCUCCAUGUUAAAUAUGUAUUUCAAACACUCCAAAAUAGCAUAAUUUACAGUGCUAUUGCAUUGCCCGCCGAGCCCCUUAAGAAUAACACACCACUGAACUCCUAUGACAUCGACUUUAAGUUUACAUCAGGAUACCCUGUCCUUAUUAAGAACUAUGAUCCUUUCACCCUCAUGUUCACAUGCCCCUUAUGCUCCUUAUGAAAAGACAGAUAAAAGGUACAGCUUUACCAGAGCCCUGUGUAGAUAAGCUGAAUCCUAACAUGGAAGCUCCAGUGGAAACUCUGUUGGAGCAUAUCAGAACCAGUAUGGAGGAUGAUAAGGAAGGGACAAAAUAUGCUAUCAGUUUUGUGCGGCCCCUGUUCAGCAUGGGAGAUGGAGAUGGCUCCAAGGUUUUACUGACAUUAAGUGGACUGCUGGAAGGUGUUCCCUUUGUUUGGAAAUUCCACCUUCAGUCUGCCCACAGAGAUUUGUUCUAUGAUCACAUGACCAAGUCUUUGCUCACCAUGGUAACAGAACUAAUGAGAAGGCAGGAGGAACUGGUGCAGGUGAUCAAAAGUAAAGACAAGGAAAUAGAAGAUUACAAGACACAGGGUGUCAGGACAUCUAGAAAGCAUAUAGAGACAGCCCCUUUUGAUGAAACAGCAUUUUUGAAUAAUAUGGUAAACUCCCAGGGAUUUGAAGACACAGCCACAUCAUUUUUGGAGAAAGUGUUCACUGGACCUUCAGAUUCAGGGUUGCGGCAACUAUACAGAGAUAUUGCAGUUAAACAGGCAUGGCUUGAAAGACCAACAGAAACUAAAGAAGAUGAUGAGGAAGAAAAUUUUGCAGAGGAUACAUUUGACAAUAAUAUGGAGACGGCAGGAGAUGACAUUUCUGGUGCUGCACAGUCUUUUGGAGACAAACGCCUUCCGCCAUCUUUGAUGGGCGAGGGGUGGCAGAGAAAGAGCCCUGCAAAAUCAGAUGGCAAGCAAAGUACGGAGACAACACCAGUAAAGGACGCGGAACAAAUGAGACGAGAAGCCCUUGAGAGGCGACUGGCAGAGGAAGAAGAAAAGAAAGAAGAGAAGACCAAAAAGAAGAAAAAAUUAGGACUGUGAUAUUAUAUUGGUGUUGAUUUUAGUUUUUAUUAUAAUUUUAAUGGGAAAUUUAUGACUUUACUCAAUUUUCAAAAAGGCUGGUUAAUCAUUAUAUUUAUUUUAUUUUUUUUCUGUUAAUAACAAUUACUUAUUUUCUUCUAAGCCUUUAGUUGUUCUUCUUAAACUCAUCAGUAAAAAUCUAAAUAUUGGAUUAAUGGUGUCUUUAAGUUUGUAUAUUUUGAUAAGUUGUCUAGAGAACAGAAUGACAUACAAUGGUAAAGCCAUGGAGCUGCAAAAGUUCCAUUUCCAGCAACAAAUAUGAAACUUCUCCAUCUUGCAUUCCAUUGUGUAGCAUGCUUUAGACCUUUUCACAUAGACUGUUAUAAUGUCCCCUGUGUAGUGGCAUGUUUUAAGAGGUUGACAGCUUCAGAGAUGAACUAUUAUGUAAAAGACUGAGCCUCCAAAAUCAGCACUGCCAAUUGAUUCGGAUUGAAAGAUACAGGCUUCCAGGCAUUAGCAAACUUAGGAAAUUACAUGGUAAAACCUCUCAACACAACACGACAAAUGGGACACUAAGAUAGUGUUGGAUUAGUUUCAUGGCUACAUUAAAUAUUCUUACUGGUUAACCUUCAAACAAGUAAUUAUUCCUAUUAUUUACUUCCAAACUUUGUACUCAUUCAUUAAAAUAUCUUUAUUUUGCAUGUAUUUAGAAUGAUGUCCUUUUUAAGUGUCCGCUGUCAUGCUGUUGUAUCUCAUAGAAUCCCAUUAAGCCAUUUCUUCUGUGUACUGAAUUGCAGAUUGUCUCAUGGCAAAUAUAAUUACAAAUUUUGCUUAGGUAUGUUUUCCCAUUGUCUCUACAGUGCUGUAUUGUUAAGUUCACUCAUAUGCAAUGUCUUAUCUGCAAUUUUAUUCAAUACAUUUUUGUAUAUUGUUUGUGAUGAAUUAUGUUUUGAGUAAUAUGAGUCUUUUUACAAUUUUUUUCUUAAUUUUUUGAGAAGUGUGGAAAUAACUUCGUUGGUGAGUGAUGCCAACCUGGCACUCUUAGCUCAAUUAACAAAUAGUUUCAGUCUGUAUAUAAUUUGUUGAGUAUGAGGAUUAUGAUCAUACAUUAUUAUCAAGUCAUUUUAUAUUAUAUAUAGCUUGAAUUAUGUAACUGAAAAAAUUACAAAACGAUUGUGCAUUCUCUGUAAAUGUAUUAACCAUGCCUAUUACAGAGAUCUUUAUUUGUUAUGGAUCAUGAAUUGGGCUCAGUUGUGAAUUAAAUAUUAAUUAUUAAAA
This is a messenger RNA of Lingula anatina, 2674 nucleotides long. RefSeq names its product non-homologous end-joining factor 1. Gene Ontology annotation, cellular component: DNA ligase IV complex; nucleus. Lineage: Eukaryota; Metazoa; Brachiopoda; Lingulata; Lingulida; Lingulidae. Gene Ontology annotation, biological process: double-strand break repair via nonhomologous end joining. The record is from RefSeq and is a predicted model, not a curated record. Gene Ontology annotation, molecular function: DNA end binding.